Brassica napus (rape) is the source of this 2078-nucleotide messenger RNA. Its product is annotated as protein IQ-DOMAIN 31. The transcript is spliced from 7 exons. NCBI's taxonomy places the organism in Eukaryota, Viridiplantae, Streptophyta, Magnoliopsida, Brassicales, Brassicaceae. Gene Ontology annotation, molecular function: protein binding. The coding region runs from base 207 to 1757 and encodes 516 amino acids. The record is from RefSeq and is a predicted model, not a curated record.
UAGAACCAAAGAUGAAUAGUACUCCGGGAAGAGGAAUAGAGAGAAGAAGAAGCAUUUAACUAAAAAAACAUCUUAGCUCUCUCCCUCACGGGUACAUCCCUCUUCUUCUUCUUCUUCUCCUUUGUUGUUUUUGUUCCUUGUCGGAAUCGAACUCGGGGUGUUAGAACAGAGAUCCGACCGGGUGUGUCUUUUAGUUACAUACCAUCAUGGGCAAGCCUGCAAAGUGGUUUAAAAAUGUACUGCUUGGAAAGAAAUCCUCUAAAUCUAGUAAUGGUUCCAAAGGAUAUGAGAGAGUUGUGAGUGGAAACGAGCUAGUGGUUACUGCAAAGGUAGAAGAAUCUGAUGUAGUAUCACAGCAUGUAGAACCUGAAGAGAUCUCAGAUGAUGAAAUACAUCUUCCUGAGAGCAAACCAGCAGAUUCUCAAAAUGCUGCACCUGUGCAAGACAAGUCACUCUCUGAUGCAGAGAGAAUCCAACAAGAGAUUGCAGCAACGUUGGUCCAGGCUGCGUUUAGAGGUUACUUGGCUCGGUGUGCCUUUUGGGCACUCAAAGGCAUAAUAAGGCUACAAGCACUUAUCCGUGGUCACCUGGUUAGGAGGCAAGCUGUUUCAACUCUCUGCUGUGUCAUGGGAAUGGUCAAGUUACAAGCGCUUGCUCGAGGAAAAGAGAUCAGAAACUCUCACAUUGGAGUUCAAGUUGCAAGGAAAUGCAGAUUGAAGAUGCUUCAGGAGAACAAGGUUGUGAACUCUACAGAUGCUUACCUUGGAAUCAAGAAACUAACAGCCAACGCUUUUGCUCUGAAGCUUCUUGCUUCAUCGCCAAAAGUGAUGCCUGUACACAUACCCUAUGAUUCAUCCAAUCCAAACUCAAGCUCCAUAUGGUUAGAGAGCUGGUCAGCCUCAUGCUUCUGGAAACCAGUUCCCCAACCUAAGAAAACAAUAGGGAGAAGAGUCACAGAGGCUGAAACUGCAAAACCCAAGAAGAGUGCCUCAGUGCAGACAUCUUUUGAGUUUGGUAAGCACAAACGCAGCUUCAGGAAAGUUCCAAGCCAGUCUGUAGAACCACCUGCUGUUGAAGAUCCUCAGGUUGAGCUUGAAAAGGUUAAACGUGGCUUGAGGAAGGUGCAUAAUCCUGUCGUUGAGAGCUCUAUCCGACCUCAACCAGUGCCUCAUAUAGAAGUUGAGGAGACAAAGCAUGAAACCAUAGAAGAAGCUGUGAAAGUCUUUGAGGAAAACAAGAAGCAAGAAGUGCCUGAGCAGCCUGAUGAGGUGGAAGUACACACUCCUGGACCAUUGGAAACCAAUGAAGCACUAGAUUCCUCGCUGGUCAACCAAAUUGGUGAAGCUAAAGAUGCAACGGAAGAGAAAACUACCAAACCAAACAGUAAAGAGAGUUCAGCAGGGAAGGAGAACCAGAAGUCAAGGAGAAAGGGUUCAGCUACUAACAAGACCGAGCGUGAAGAGAGUAAUGGGCAUCAUCAUCAGACUAGUCCAUCAAUCCCAAGCUAUAUGCAAGCAACUAAAUCGGCGAAAGCAAAGCUGAGGCUGCAAGGCUCACCAAAGUCUGCUGAGCAAGACGGGACUGAGAAAGCCAAUGUUCCUAGGCGUCACUCUCUACCGUCUUCAGGUAAUGGCAGGAUGACCUCUAGUUCUCCAAGAACAACGAGACUCGCUAGCUCAGGUGACAAAACCGGGAAUAAGAAGGAGAAGCCUCUUCUGUCAUCUGCAAAGACAACUCCGGUAGAGCGCAAGAGGUGAUUGCUGACAUCAGAAAGGUGUCGUUGUUGAUUCUACAAUAGCAACAUUGUCAACAUGAGGAAUAUAAAAGCUUAGAUUUAAAGUCUGUGAUUGUGUGUGUGUUUAUGUUUUGGCCAAUUGUUACCGUUGGCUGCUGAGUAUCUGCAAUUGUGAGUGUGUCCUAAGCCGGAUAAUGUUACAUCACAAGGGUGGUGGAACUUGUUCUUUCUUCUUCUGGUUUUAUCAUUACAUAACUUUAAUUACUUUUUCAGAUUUAAGUUUUUUUUUUUAAUGUUUAUAUGAAUCUGUGAUUAUUUAAGAAUGUUCUUCAUUGUUUACAAA